This is a messenger RNA of Populus trichocarpa (black cottonwood), 745 nucleotides long. RefSeq lists its product as uncharacterized. The record is from RefSeq and is a predicted model, not a curated record. The coding region runs from base 173 to 523 and encodes 116 amino acids. Lineage: Eukaryota; Viridiplantae; Streptophyta; Magnoliopsida; Malpighiales; Salicaceae. The transcript has a single exon.
CGCCAAGCGAUUAGUCGCCUUGUCGGUCAUAAAUUAUACUACUCAUAUAGCCCCACCACCGUAAAGCAAAGCAAAAAUACUUUCCAUUUCUUACUCUCGUCUCCAACGCCUAAUCUCAAUUCUUGAAUCUGUCAAUUUGUGUGCAUGUAAUUUUAUUUUUUUCCUCUUUCCGAUGGAGCAUUUCAGAUCUAAAUCGUGCAGGGAAGGGAGGAUAGAGAUGGAGGGAUACGAUGAAGACAAAGCAGCACCGACAAACAUGCAAGAUUUGAGGUCUUAUAGUGUCAGCUACGCGGUUUCUGUACAGCCAAAUCAAUCGGGAAAAGAAGGGAAGAUGAAGAAAGGGAAAAGUAAUCUUGAGUCAUCUUCAAAAAGCUGGAGUUUCAAUGAUCCCGAGCUACAAAGGAAAAGAAGGGUUGCUAACUACAAGGUCUAUGCGAUAGAGGGCAAGAUGAAAGGGUCCUUAAGGAAGAGCUUUAGAUGGAUCAAGGACACUUGCACCCAGGUGGUCUAUGGAUGGAGGUGAUGGGUGACUACUUCUCCCUCCCUCCCUUCUCUCUCAUAAGCCUUUCUGAAGAAAUUGUUUCAGUGUGUGAGCUGUUUUAUUUUGAAUGAUGAGAGAUGAACAUAAACAUAUUUAUUGUAUUUUCUCUUUUGAGAAUCUUAAAUGCCAUUAUUUUUCGUAAGUAGUAUACUUUCUUCUUUUUGCUCGAAGGAAGCCAAAUCUAUGGAUUGAGUUUUAUGUGUA